AUGCCUAACCUGCCCAGGACCAAUUUCAGCUUUACCACCUUUUUGCUGACUGGUUUCCCAGGUCUGGAGUGGGCUCACUGCUGGAUCUCUCUGCCCAUCUUUGCAGGCUACCUAGUGGCUGUCCUGGGCAACAACCACCUAGUGCGCACUGAGAACUCCCUGCACCAGCCCAUGUACUACUUCCUGGCGAUUCUGGCAGUGACAGACUUGGGUCUGUGCAUGUCGACUCUGCCCACCGUGCUGGGUGUGCUGUGGUUUGAUGCACGGGCCAUUGGGCUGGUGUCCUGCAUUCUCCAGCAGCAUUUCCUCCAUUCCUUCUCCUUUAUGGAGUCUGCUGUCCUCUUUGCCAUGGCCCUGGACCGCCUGGUGGCCAUUCGCUUCCCACUGCGCUAUUCCAGCAUCCUCUCUGGCCCCCGUGUGGCCCUGGCUGGGGCAGUGCUGGGUUUGAGGAGUGCUGCUAUCACAGCAGCCCCCUCACUCCACUUGUUCACUUUCCAGUAUUGUCACCCUGGGGCCCUCUCUCAUGCCUAUUGUGUACACCAGGACAUGAUCCGGCUGGCCUGCUCUGACACACGCUUCAAUAGCAUCUACGGCCUGUGCCUUAUCAUGUUGGCCAUGGGCUCUGAUGUGCUCUUUAUCCUGGUCUCCUACACCGUUAUCCUCUGCACUGUGCUCUCCAUCGCCUCUGCCAAGGAGAGACUCAAAGCCCUUAACACAUGUGUGUCCCACAUCCUGGCCGUGCUGUGCUUCUAUGUGCCUGUGCUCGGCUUGUCCAUAGUUCACCGCUUUGGGCGCCGUGCUUCUCCCAUUGUGCAUGUGCUGAUGGGCACAGUCUCAGUGCUCUUCCCACCCUUGAUGAACCCUGUGAUCUACAGUGUCAAGACCCAGCAAAUCCGCCGAGCCAUCCUCAAGGUGGUCUCUUUGGGGAAACUCCAAUGAGGGACUUAGAACGUGCCAUGGGCAAAAUGCUGAAGACUCUUCAGAAGUAUCCUGUAUUCCAGCAAUGAUUUAUUUAAUAUUAUUACUUUAAAAGGAGGCGAUGAUACAUGAACUAUACUCUGAAGACUUCUAUGCAGCUUUUGAAUCUAGAAUACAGUGAUUUCAAUAGUCCAAGACAUAUGUGAGAAAGGCGUGUUUUAAGGUAGUGACUGAAUAAGUGGAGAAAAGAGAGUAGAUUAAAAAUAUUAUAGUGGUAAAAGCACUGAUCUAGGACAUUGAUUAGACAUGAAAAAUUGAAGAGGAUCAUGAGGCAUAGAGGCUGGAAGUCUAGGAAGUUGAUAGUAUCAUCAAUACAUGAAUCAAUUAGGAAGAGUGGCAGGGGUCUUUUAUUUUGGUGUUUUGGGGGUUAGGAAGUCAGGGAUGAUAAUGGCAUGUUUUUUGUAAAUAUGGAAUUUGAAAUCACUAUGGGAUAAGUAGGUAAGAAUGUUCUUUAGGUCAUUGGAAUUGUGGUGUAAGAAUUUAUAGGAGCAAUUUAGGGUAGAGGUGUUUCUAUGAGAUUUAUCAACAUGGAAGUGAUCACUCAAGUUAUAUAAAUAGGCAUGGUCAACAAUGGAGAGAGUAUAAUGAGAGAGAGGAGACAGAGGAAAAGGACAGAGACUUUAGUAAGAAGCCAACAAAAGAAAGGGUCCUUGGCAGGCCUGUACUAAUCUGAGUUUUCCCUAUCUUCAUCGUUAAUAUUGGUCAGACACUAUCAUCAUCAUCAUCAGUGGAUGGAUACAGAGUAGAAUGUCCGGCCUGGAGUCAGGAAAUCCUGAGUUCAAAUCCAUCCUCAGACGCUUAAAGCUGUCAUUUCUUGUUUGCCUCAAUUUCCUCAUCUGCAAAAUGAGGAGGAGAAGAAAAUGUCACACUACUCCAAAAUGUUUGGCAAGAAAACGCAUGACUGAAAAACAACUGAACAACAAUUAUGUAAAACUUUUCUGAAGGAUGGAGAAUUGUACAAAUUGAAAUAAGUUCAUUUAGAUUCAA
Messenger RNA from Sarcophilus harrisii (Tasmanian devil), 1965 nucleotides. Its product is annotated as olfactory receptor 51L1-like. The record is from RefSeq and is a predicted model, not a curated record. Gene Ontology annotation, molecular function: olfactory receptor activity. Gene Ontology annotation, biological process: G protein-coupled receptor signaling pathway. Gene Ontology annotation, cellular component: membrane. NCBI's taxonomy places the organism in Eukaryota, Metazoa, Chordata, Mammalia, Dasyuromorphia, Dasyuridae.